AUGGCGUCUACCAAUCUUAUUGUCGACAUCUCCGGUGCCAACCCGGAGAUAGUCCUCCUUGUUGCACACUACGACACCAUUGGAGCGGACAAGGGGUCUGAAGGAGCCACCGACAAUGGAGCGGGAACCUCGGGGCUGCUGGCCCUAGCACAAGCUCUGACAACGGCCGAGACCAUUCCUUACUCCAUCCGAUUGUUAUGGACUGGUGCGGAGGAGAAUGGUCUGAACGGCGCGCUAGACUAUGUUGCCCAGGGGCUAACUAAUGGCGCAUUGGACAAUGUCAAAGCCGUUAUCAAUUUCGACACCGUUGGCGGAGGCGACUUCCUGUAUGUUCACUCGGCACAUGAGGACUAUUCGGAAUACGAGAGCAGAUGCAAAAAACUGGGCCUAACCAACGAGACCUACAACUUCGAUCCAAUCGUUCGCGAUCAGUUGCUGCAAGCUUCGGAGAAUACGGAAGGUAUUGAGCACGUCUUUAUCAUCCACCCCGACUUCCCAGGCUAUCCCACCGGCCAGACUGGUUCGUGGUCAGACCACUCGCCGUUUGCGUGUGCCGGAAUUCCCAUUGGAUAUGUUGAGACGACAAACUUCAACAUUGACGGACAAUCUCACUACGAUGGAUACUCCCAGACUGUCAACCCAAUGAUGUGGGACUGUUUCAAUGAGACCACUGUGAGUGCGUGCAACCGCACCAGCGAGACCAAGUGGGGCAAGAUAUGGCACACGGAAUUUGAUCGUCUUGAUGUCCUCGAAGAGGCCUUCCCGGGCCGUGUACAGGAGCAGUUGGGAGACACUGUUGACUCAGUGUUGACGUUUCUGAUAAACGGCACAUUCAUGGACAGCAUUGUGGCGUCGCCAUUGAGUGCUACCAAUGGUAUUGAUGGUACUACAGCCGCCACUGAAGGCUCCUACGAUAUCGUGGCCUAUGCAUACCUCACUGCCUUGACUGAUGAGGCCAAUGAAGGCUUGGGCGCACGCGUAACAAACACGGAGCAGGAGGUAGCCGCUAAGGAAUUCCUGACAUCCACACUAACUGAUCUGGGCUAUGAAGUCUUGGCCAUACAAGCUAAGUUAUUGCCUGUCUUGCCUCGCUUUGCUGCAGUCACUGCUGUGGACUUUACGUACAACAAGACAACUGAUGACGUUACAACCACCAUGGCGUCUACCAAUCUUAUUGUUGACAUCCCCGGUGCGAACCCGGAGAUAGUCCUCCUUGUUGCACACUACGACACCACCGGCGCGGACAAGGGCUCGGAAGGUGCCACGGACAACCAUGUAGAUCACAACGAUGCUCUCUUAGUCAAACUACAAAUCAACGUAUCAGAUAUUCAAGACGGGUUCUACCUCACGAUUGUGCUCAUUCCCGUACUCAUACCUCAUUCCGCUGUGGUUGAUAUCUUCAGUGGUGCCGGAUCCGCCGGUCUCUUGACCUUAGCCCAGGCUGUGAAGGCCACAGCAAGCAUCCCCUACACCAUUCGUCUACUAUGGACUGGUGCGGAGGAGAAUGGCCUCAACGGCGCACUAGACUAUGUGGCUUCAGGACUCACCAAUGGUGAUUUGGACAACGUUAAAGCCGUGAUUAACUUCGACACGGUUGGCGGAGGUGACUUUUUGUAUGUGCACUCGGCGCAUGAAGACUAUUCGGAAUACGAGUCCAGAUGUGCAAAGCUAGGAUUGACCAAUGCGACCUAUACUUUCGACCCAAUCGUUCGCGACCAAUUACUUGAAGCUUCCGCAAGUACUGAGAGCGUUGAGCAUAUAUUCAUCAUCCACCCCGACUUCCCAGGCUAUCCCAUGGGUCAGACUGGUUCGUGGUCAGACCACUCGCCGUUUGCUUGCGCCGGGAUUCCCAUUGGAUAUGUUGAGACGACAAACUUCAACAUUGACGGACUAUCUCACUACGAUGGAUACUCCCAGACUGUCAACCCAAUGAUGUGGGACUGUUUCAAUGAGACCACUGUCAGUGCGUGCAACCGCACCAGCGAGACCAAGUGGGGCAAGAUAUGGCACACGGAAUUUGAUCGCCUGGAUGUGCUCGAAGAGGCGUUUCCCGGUAGAGUGCAGGAACAGCUUGGGGACACCGUGGACUCGGUUAUCACUUUCCUCACUGGCGACUUCAUGGACGCAGUUGUAGCUGCGGAGGUAUCGAAGAAUACUGUGGUAGCGGAUACUAGCAUGGACACUGCAAGCGAAGCAGAGGUCGAUACCGACUUUGCCAGUGCAACUGAUAUUGACGCUGUCACCGACAAUGUGGAGAGCACUGCUGUUGUGGACACUGACGCUGCAGAUGACACCGACAUGCCGGCCGCUACUGACACUGACGCUGUCACCGACCUUGUGGUCGACACUGACGCUGCAGAUGACACUGAUCCGGUGAUUGAUACCAUCCCGGUCGCUACUGACACUGAGACUGCCGCUAUCCCGGAUGUCGAAAGCGAAGAGGAUGCCGAUACGACUGCGGAAGCCAAUACUGGUGAGCCAGCAGACACCGAAGGUGGAGAUAGUGGCGGUCUCAGCACCGGAGGUAUUAUUGGUAUAAUAGCUGCGGUGCUCGUUGUAGGAGGCGGAGCUGCUGUCUUCUUUAUAUACAGGAAGAAGCAGAAGAGAUCGUACACCACUGAAAGUACUACUAAUCUUUAA
This is a messenger RNA of Sphaeroforma arctica JP610, 2640 nucleotides long. RefSeq lists its product as hypothetical. The transcript is spliced from 12 exons. NCBI's taxonomy places the organism in Eukaryota, Ichthyosporea, Ichthyophonida. The record is from RefSeq and is a predicted model, not a curated record. The coding region runs from base 1 to 2640 and encodes 879 amino acids. Gene Ontology annotation, biological process: proteolysis. Gene Ontology annotation, molecular function: metalloexopeptidase activity.